Molecule: messenger RNA, 1807 nt
Organism: Acaulospora colombiana
Lineage: Eukaryota; Fungi; Glomeromycota; Glomeromycetes; Diversisporales; Acaulosporaceae
Source: the annotation of a GenBank genome assembly
CUCGAACCCCAGUUCGUACGACCACCCACCGCCACCGCUUGUCAGACUGGCAGGCCCGCUUCCUCAAAAGUAUAGGAACCGACAAACCGACCAGAUCACCUCCCCCGAACUAUUCCAAUUUGUAAGGCUCAAUGUGCCUACGAAAAUACAAAGAUUGAGAAAUACGAAUCUCGGAAGCAGGGAGGUUAAUUUUUCACAUCAUCAUGAACCUUAUGGAUAUAUAGAACUCCUUGUCUUCUCGAUUGAGGUUGGACUUUUUACUGAACUGGCAAAAAGAAGUCGUUGGCCCUCUAUGAGUAGUCCAAGCACCAGAAUAGCCGUCUUUGACAAUACAUAUGUGGGAAUCAAGUAUUGGCCGGCGGAUAGUAUCUGGUCGUCCGAGGGAAAUUGGACUUUGGAUGGCAAUGCUAUCAAUGUGUAUGGGACCCUCGUCAAGGAUGCCAUUCGAAGCCAGACGAGUUAUUCGAUAGAUGGCAAGACUCCGGGUAUCAAUAAUACACCAGAGGAGUACGACACCAACUAUGGAGGCAAUGUGCUCUAUAACAUGGUCUUGUUCGAGUCGCCCGUCCUCGAAUAUGGUCACCACGUCCUUAAUGUCACCCUCGACCGCUUCUGGACGCCACAGAUGCUCUUUGUUUUUGAUUAUGUGACGAUUGGGGUGAAAGGGGAUGUAGAUGCCGACUGGACUAUCGUUGACGAUAGUGAUCCUUCUAUCGAGUACAGCAGAAACUGGCUCCUCGAAGACGACGCCAAAUACGAAUACAAAAAGACCAGAACAAAGACAGCGGUACAAGGUUCCACUGUAUCUUUCAAGUUCAGUGGAACCUCUAUCGAGGUCUAUGGUACUUUUAGUGGGUCGGCGGGUGACCCUACCCCUAUCAUAUCGUUCCGAGUGGACGAUGGAACAACUGGAACCUUUAGUUUAUCCGAUACUCAAGGGAAGAUGAUGACCAAUACCAAGUUCUAUGCGCAAAAUGGCUUAUCGGAUGGCGAGCACACGCUCCAUAUCGAAUCCUUGACGGCAACCGAGUUUUGGCUCGACUAUUUUCGCUACAAGGCCACUCUUACCGGCGACUCUGGCUCUUCUUCGACACCAAACUCGUCAUCUUCCUCGAGCAAGACGUCGGUGGCUCCUAUAGUUGGAGGAGUAAUUGGCGGUUUUGCCGGCGGACUCUUAUUGGCAUUUCUCAUCUUCCUUUUCUACCGUCGUCGAAAGGCGGCUCAAGGAACCCCAAAGACGGAAGAGGGGAGACAUGAUAGAUCUAUGGGACAUACAACUUUCUCCAAGGCUCCACUGGUCGUAAGUGACGUGAUUUAUCCAUAUGGUUCUCAACUGAUAUUACAUAAUAGCUUCCAACGAGCAGAAACUCUGCCGCCACAGCAAGUAACCAACGACAAACUGAUGCUCAACAGCCAGCAGUCACCACCCCUGGGUUCCAAUCCUCUUCGAGGACCGAGCUCCUCAGUACCAGUAGCCCGCAACAAACAAACACGAAUACCGGCACAGGAGCUUCACUCUCCCCCGAGGUCUCACAACCCAGUACGUCCCCGGCACUCGUGGCUCCUCUUCCCGAAAAACGUAGAUUGCCAACUCAAGCCAAUAAUCCAGCGGAAACCAUCGAGAACGUCGCAUCCGAACACUCGGCUUAUACGAGUUCCGACUCACGAGGAAGAACAUCCCCUCCUCCUCUCUAUUCCAACUCAUGAGGCUUGUCCUUGCGAAGUGGUAGCGGCGUUAGUGGUAUCUCGCCGCAUACGGUCAGUAAACUCUCUACGAGUCAAGGCCGGCUAUCGAUAUAACUUAUGA